AUGUUGCCUAAACAGAAAGACGAAAUUAGAAUCUUUACACCAAGCCCUAUUCUAGGCUAUGGGUAUGAUGCCGACGAGUUCGCGUAUGGAGUCGUCGAGUGCGGCGCCGAUGCAAUCAUCGUCGAUGCAGGGUCAACGGAUCUGGGACCAUUCAACCUCGGGGCUGGGACGACCCUUUACGGGUAUGAUUCGUACGUCAGAGGCCUCACGCUCAUUCUGGACGCCUGUUUCCAUCUCAAGGUGAAAGUGUACAUCAGUUCGGCCGGAGGAGGUGGUAGCAAUCAACAUGUGGAUGAUCUCAAGUCCAUCGUGUCGGAGAUUGCGACUCAAAGGAAUUGGACAUUUGAGGUUGCCUCAAUCAAGGCGGAAAUAUCCAGAGAAACAAUACACAGAAAACUACGAGAGGGCCUGGUUCACCCCUUUAGACCCGUCCACGCUUUGACCCAUGAACUUGUGGAUGACACGAUGAAGAUUGUCGCUCAAAUGGGUGCUGAGCCUUUCCUCGAGGCCAUCCAAAGCUAUCACGACCCCGAUGUCAUUGUCGCGGGGCGGGCCUAUGACCCUACUCCAUUCGCGGCUUUCUGUCUCAGUCGGGGCGUUGACCUCGGGGUGGCAUGGCAUGCUGGUAAGAUUUCUGGAGUGCGGAGGCUUGUGUGCGGUACCCAAAGGCCGAUCCAUGCUCGCCACGGUGCGGAAAGCGAGCUUCGAUCACACUCCUGUCAACCCAAUGCAACGCUGUACACCCCUCUCGGUCGCUGCACACACAUUUUACGAGAAGACUCGGCCCAACCGGCUCCCGGGACCGGGGGGUUGUACUACAUCUGGAAGGGGCGAGAUACGAACAGCUCGAUGAUGGUCAAACGACCAGAGUCUGUGGUUCCUCAUUUGUUCCCACGCCCAUUUAUCAAGUCAAACUCGAAGGCGUCCAGAUGCUAA
Molecule: messenger RNA, 936 nt
Organism: Cladophialophora immunda
Lineage: Eukaryota; Fungi; Ascomycota; Eurotiomycetes; Chaetothyriales; Herpotrichiellaceae
Exons: 1
Coding region: 1-936 (311 amino acids)
Source: RefSeq, a predicted model, not a curated record